This is a messenger RNA of Fraxinus pennsylvanica, 351 nucleotides long. The record is from the annotation of a GenBank genome assembly. Lineage: Eukaryota; Viridiplantae; Streptophyta; Magnoliopsida; Lamiales; Oleaceae.
AUGAAAAUUAGUUUUUGCCUAAGUAGUGUUUCUUUUAUUUGCACGAUUUAUGCAGGAGUUGAAGUUAAAGCUGGAGAAUCACUGAAGGUUCAACCUGAUUUUGGCAAAUUGAUUCAUAUUUCACAGGCAGCACUAGGAGAGGCACACAAGGAUCAGUGGAAGAAUUACGAAAGUCCACUUGAUGAGCAAGAAUAUGCUAGUGAGGUUAAGUAUGAUGUUGGCAUUGAACCUUCUGGAGAAGAGCUUAAUGAUCUCUCAAAAGCUCUUAACAAACUCUGGGAACUUGACUUAAACCGCUUGGUACCUGGCAAGGACUAUCAGAUUGAUUGUGGUGAAGGGAAGAAGGUUUAG